UCAGCUGGUCCGUCCGAGAAAGUCCUCCGACAGCAAAUGUAGUAGUAGAAGAAGAAGAAGGGAGAGGUAUGGCAACAAUGAUCGCGGAAAAUGGUCCUUCGAUUCGUGAGCAGUCUGAUGUGUCCUCAUCAUCCCAGGCCAGGCAGAAACUAGAGGGGCUCCUGAACAAGAACAUGAGGAUCCGCAUGACAGACGGACGGACUCUGGUGGGGCUUUUUCUUUGCACAGACCGGGACUGCAACGUCAUCCUCGGCUCAGCUCAGGAAUUCCUCAAAUCCACAGACACAUUCUCCCAGGGUGAACCCAGAGUCCUGGGCCUGGCUAUGAUCCCCGGUCACCAUGUGGUAUCCAUCGAGGUGGAGGCCGACAGUCUGGAAGACACGCAAGGGUUCGGGGCUAACCACUGACGACACCCCGCCUGCCCGGAGGAGCAGCAGCAGUGUUCAGCAUGACUGACUCCCACUCAGCCUGAUGUAACGGCUGCGGCAGAGCUCAAAGGACAACGGACGUCUUGACUGUGUGGAUUUUAAUCAAGUCACUUCUCCGCUACAGAUGCAGAAAUCCUGCGUCAGUGUUCUGGAUUUUAGCCAUUCCCUUCAUAUGUGAGGAAGUCUCCUUUUUGCAGUAACAGCUGUACAAUACAGCACAUGUGAUGUGUGUGUGUGUUUGUGUGUGUGUGUGUGUGCGUGAGCAAGCUUGCUCGAUGUGUGAAAUGGUGUUUCAGUGUCGUGUACAGUAAACGUCUUUCUUGGACAUUUUGAAAUAAAUCCCUGUAUUUGAGA
This is a messenger RNA of Thunnus maccoyii (southern bluefin tuna), 782 nucleotides long. RefSeq names its product N-alpha-acetyltransferase 38, NatC auxiliary subunit (gene naa38). The coding region runs from base 69 to 407 and encodes 112 amino acids. Gene Ontology annotation, molecular function: RNA binding. The record is from RefSeq and is a predicted model, not a curated record. Gene Ontology annotation, cellular component: NatC complex. NCBI's taxonomy places the organism in Eukaryota, Metazoa, Chordata, Actinopteri, Scombriformes, Scombridae. The transcript is spliced from 3 exons.